AAACUUAGCCAAUAACAUAAUCUAACCUAUAAAUGGUAUUAAAUUGUUAACCAUUAUUUUAUGUAAACAUAAUUUAACAACUUGUAAACAUAAAACGUCAUAAAUAUUGAUCGAAAAAUAUGGUAAAAAUGUCCGUAGAUUUAAUAGGAAGUAAAGAGUUGCAUUUGACUAGGUUAGUUCAAUUUCCGGAAAGAAGGAAUCAUCCAAGCAAGUUGGAGUAGCGGACUUGCUUGAAAAUGACUGCUGUUGCUAUGUCUCCUGCUUCUCAUGGUAUUAUUCAAGCAGUUAAUGAAAAUAAUUUAAUUAAAAUUGAAAGUUUUCUCAAUGACACAGCAUACAGGGAAGCCAUUGAAAACUCGUCAAAUUAUAAUAGUCGAUUAUGCAGAGAAAGAAGGUUACGUAUGCCUUUUUUGGACUCGCAGACGGGUGUAGCACAGAAUCAUUCGACGCUGUUCAUGUCACCAAGAGAAAGGUUACCAGGAUUAUUACAUGGACAAAUUUAUACCUAUCCAAGCAAGCGAUGGAGGAAAAAGCGGCGUCAGUAUCUAAUGCAUUAUUUACAUCCAAAACGAAUGAUGAGAGGUGACAUUGAAGAUGGAUCAGAGGGUAUAGAAACUAUAACACAUGUUAACGAUGAUAGUAAAGAAUCAGUUGGACUUAAAGAUGAACAUAGUAAAGAUGCAUGGUAUUAUGACGAACAAGACAUGUUGGAUAUGGAUGCAUACGAAGAGCCUGACCCAGAUAGUGAUUAUGAUUACGAAGAAAGUUACAGUAGUAAAAGGAAAAGAAGAAAACACAGAGGUGGUGGCCAUCAUCCUGCCAGAAGCCAUCCACCGACCACAGAUAGUCCUGGGACCAAACGCACAAAGGGUGGGGGACGUGGCCGAAAGAAAACAAACUAUGAUGCUGUAGACUCUGAUAAGCCAUUCGUUUGUGACCUAUGCAGCGCACGGUAUAAAACCAGACCUGGUCUGGUCUACCAUUAUGGUCAUUCCCACUCUACCUCCUCUGGUGAUCCUGCUAAGGAACUAAGUCCCAGUCCUGCCGAAGUUGAACCUAGGAGCGUUGCAGACACCGCUGCUUCGAACCAGCCAGGGCAUCCAACAUGUUUGCAAUUCACUGCAAACAUGAUCGUUUCUGUUCGCAAGUACAGGUGGCAAUGUAUCGAAUGCAAAUGUUGCUCCAUAUGUGGCACUUCUGACAACGACGAUCAGCUGCUGUUCUGUGACGACUGUGAUCGUGGGUACCACAUGUAUUGUCUAUCUCCACCUCUCGCAUCUCCUCCAGAGGGCUCCUGGUCUUGCCGUCUGUGCAUAGCAGAAUUUCAUCGCCGUGAUUAAGUCUGAUAUCGUAGAUAAGUCACGCGAUUUUAUCUAUUUCUCGCUGUGCGGUGCGACUACGGUUGUCUUUGAAUUAGGAGAGUAUUCUUUACAGCCAAUCCUCAAAUCCCUAACUCCCCCUCCUUGACUCGGCUCGAUUUUCCGUAUAUAGUAUUAUUAUUGUAGAUUUCAAUGAUCUAUAUCGAUCCGGUGAAUUUAAUAUUAAUUCAUUCUUAACGAAACAACCUCCCAAGGAGAAGAGAUUUUUAUUCAUUAACGAGAUAUCUCCAAACAUUUGCCAUUCUUUUUAUUUUCUUCUUUUGUUUAAACUAUAUUUAUUAAAAAAGAACGAUUUGAAAGAGAGUGUACGCGACUCGCUGUGGUUUUAUUAGACAUCUCUCAGGCAUUGCUGGAUCUCAGAAAGCUAAAAGUGUAAUAAAUGUAUUUAUGAUUUUUUUUUUUUAAUAAGGUAGCUCUUACAAAUAGUUAUAUAUAUAAAUAUAUUAGCUUCUCUUAUAACAGACGCCAUGGAACAACAUGGGUUUCUACGAGAAAACGGACAAAGAGAUUAAUAUUGUUUUAAGCGAAAUAAAUAAAACAGAGAAGAUAUACAUAUGUUUGCUCAAAUAUUUCGACUGGAAAUACAUGAAAAUAUGACAAGUGUAUUUUUUAUUCGUUUUUAGAACUCAAACAUAUAGAUAUAUGUUUAUACAUAUGUAUAUGUAUGUAUGCUAGUAAACUUUAUAUAUAUAUAUAUAUAUAGCAUACAUAUGUAUUUAUAUAUAUAAAUGCUGUAACAAAAUGACAGGAAUAAUUAGUUUUAAGUUGAAUGGAAUACGAUGCUCUCCUAGUUCUGGAUCAAUCUAUAUUUAGUCACUGACACUUAAUAUGUUGUUUGGUUGCUUUUAAUUGAAGUUUUAAAAUGAAAUGAAAUGACAUGAAACGAAUCGAAAUGAAACAAAACGAAAGAACUUAAAAAAAAGAACAAACCCAGAUUUGCUUAAAAAUUUUUAAUAAAACUUUUGGUGAUCUCAAAUUUUCAUACUAACUCUUAGCUCCUCGCUAUUAACUUGGAUAUGUAAAUCCAAGUGUCAUGGAAGAUGCAAAAGUAAAGUAAAAUAAAGAAAAACAAUGAUAUUCUAGAUUAAAAAAAAAAUUAUAAAAUAAAAUUAACAAAACACAUGAUAUUAUUAAUAUCUGUUUCGUAAAUAGAGCGAUAAAUAGAAAACAUUCUCUGUUUAUCUGUACGUAUCAAUGAUAUUUAAGCUUUUACACUUAUUGACAUAGCCAUUAGUAGCAGCAUAGCUAUGAGAUACAGACUUAACGGUUCUGCAACAAGAAGAAAGCAAACAAAAAAUACGAAAAAGAAAAAAAA
Molecule: messenger RNA, 2694 nt
Organism: Polistes canadensis
Lineage: Eukaryota; Metazoa; Arthropoda; Insecta; Hymenoptera; Vespidae
Gene: d4
Product: zinc finger protein ubi-d4-like
Exons: 8
Coding region: 237-1340 (367 amino acids)
Biological process (GO): nervous system development
Cellular component (GO): nBAF complex; nucleus
Source: RefSeq, a predicted model, not a curated record